Molecule: messenger RNA, 3314 nt
Organism: Ahaetulla prasina
Lineage: Eukaryota; Metazoa; Chordata; Lepidosauria; Squamata; Colubridae
Gene: RAB3D
Product: RAB3D, member RAS oncogene family
Exons: 5
Coding region: 321-983 (220 amino acids)
Biological process (GO): regulation of exocytosis; protein localization to plasma membrane; protein secretion
Cellular component (GO): synaptic vesicle; plasma membrane; endosome
Molecular function (GO): GTP binding; GTPase activity
Source: RefSeq, a predicted model, not a curated record
GUUCAGGCGAAGAACCACCUUGCAAUCUUCUGACCCGGCGGGGGCGGGGAGACAGCAGGGCGGGCAGCCGCUUCGGACCCGCUCAAGGUGGGAGUGGUUGGAUGAUGUGGAACAUUGAUUGCUGAGGUCGGCUGCGGGAAGACGGCUCGGGCACUCCUUCCUUUUUCGAGGCUGGCUUUGCUCUCCUCCCGCACAGACCAGGAGCUGUUAGUACUGCUGCUUCUCUUCUCUGGAGCAACUAAAUCAGCCAGAAAAUCGCAGCAGCUUCCAGCCUGUGGGAGAAACCAGGCUCGGGUCCUUACGCCCCGUAGCCAGGCGAAAUGGCCUCUGCAAAUGACACCCGACAGAUGCCCAAGGAUGCUGCUGACCAAAACUUUGAUUACAUGUUCAAGCUUUUGAUCAUUGGCAACAGCAGUGUAGGCAAGACAUCAUUUCUCUUCCGAUACGCUGAUGAUUCCUUUACUUCAGACUUCGUUAGUACUGUCGGCAUCGAUUUCAAGGUGAAGACUGUCUACAGGAAUGAAAAAAGAGUCAAGCUGCAGAUUUGGGACACAGCUGGCCAAGAGCGGUAUCGAACCAUCACAACAGCCUACUACAGGGGAGCAAUGGGUUUUUUACUCAUGUAUGAUAUUUCCAACCAAGAGUCUUUCAAUGCUGUACAAGACUGGGCAACUCAGAUCAAGACUUACUCCUGGGAUAAUGCUCAAGUGAUUCUGGUUGGGAACAAGUGUGACCUGGAGGAUAAUCGAGUAAUACCCACUGAAGAUGGCAAGAGACUUGCUGAUGAACUAGGUUUAGAAUUCUUUGAAGCCAGUGCCAAGGAUAAUAUCAAUGUCAAGCAGGUCUUUGAGCGCUUGGUGGACAUAAUCUGUGAGAAGAUGAAUGAGAGCCUGGAUGCAAGCUCUGGCAUGAACAGCACCAAUCAUAAGAACACUGCCCUGAAGGAAGCAUCAGCUUCACAGUCCAACAGUUGUUCCUGCUAGAUGGAACUUUGCUGACCACUGAGACCUGCGGUGCCUCGCUGCCCUACAUAAAUGAGGAGGAAACUUCAGCAGAUUGCACAUCUCCUUUGACUGCUGGUUGGCACAUCUCCCUGUUUGCCUCUGGCUGUGCCUGUAUGGCCUCUGACAGCAUGCAUCAGAUGCUUCCCCUCCUUUUCUCUGCAGCAUGAUUGGCCUUUUCUGGCAAAGGAGUAUGAUUUCUUUUGCAUAUAUGCACUUCAGUUUACACUCCCAAUGACAACAUGUCUUUGCAACCCAGAUAAAUUGGGCCUCUCUCUGGCAGUGUGCCCAACUUUGUCCCCACUCUUUUCAAGAUUCUAGUGCUAGUUCUCUGAUUUGAUUGCUCUCACUUAGUGACUAGGAAUUGAGCAAUUUGUUUCAUAUAAAACCUGGAUCUGCAUAAGCAUGCUUCCUUCCCCUCUUGCCUUUUCCCAGUUUAAAUCCUGCAACUGUUUAACUACUCCACACAUUUGAUUAGGUGAGCUGCAGUUCACAAAAUUUUACACCUUUUAAUAAAAAGUUUUUUUAUUGGAAAGGGCCUAUGUUAUUCCUUUGAAUUUUCUGCCAAAUUCAGCCUUCUACAGUUUUCUCUAUCUAAAAAAUAAAUCCCAUGGCACUUUGAAGCUGGAUAUCCUCGUUCAGCCAGCCCUUAAGAACUAGCUGUAGGUGAGAGAAAUAUGUGUGGAGAAUUCUGACAGUAGAUUUUUCUCUUCAGAACUGUUUACCAUAAGAUGGAUCAUGCUUAAUCAGAAAGCAUCCACUGAUCCAAUCUCUUGGGCCUAUAGAAAUACCAAAAGGAGGGGGAACAAGCAACCUUUUAGGCCUAGGAGACCAACUUGCUCUUUCUGCUAUGUCUAAGUAUGUAUAAGGCUAUGUAUAAGGCUGCAAUGUCAUCAGAUAAGGCAAGGCUGAAAUCUAACUCCUCCAGUGGGGAAUGUUUACAGCAAUGAAGCUUUUAAGUGGCACUGUCCUGUUUUAAGGUUCACCAAAUCUUGAGUUAAACAUAGAACAUAGAAUCAUAGGGCUGGAAGAGAUCUUGGUGGUUUUCUAAUCCAACUCUCCGCUCAAGGCAGGAGCCUUAUGCCAUCCCAGUCAAAUGCUUGAUGAUUAAUCCCUUAAAAUGCCUCCCAAUUAAAAAGUGUCUAAACGUUUUGGCUAUAAAUGAGAUACUAGAGGCACACAUGCCACCUUUGGAUUGUCUAUCACUGUCAAGCUUCCACUGCUAACCACAAAGAUAUCAAAACGUAUAUUGUGAUAUCAUGGCACAAGCUCCACCCAUUUGUAUUUCUGUUCAGUAUUGCAACCCAUAGUAAGAGCUGGAGUUUACAUCACUACAUAUUGGUGCAUUUUUGGUCACUUGCCUCCCUUUCCCCUCCUACAGAUGAACCUUGUGUUUUUCUAUUGCCUCUCAAAUUGAAGAGACAUCCCAAAUUCUGGUUCACACAGUUCAAAAAGGCUCUUAACGAAGUUUCUCACAAGGCUUCAAGAGAAUUGACAUUUGUAUCUUCCAGAAUAAUGUUUGUAAGACCCCAAGGGCAUUUAGUCUCUAACAGAGUUCACACUCCAGCUUUUAGGCUCAGAUAUUUCCCUCCCCAUCAGGCUUGCUGUUGUCAUUAGAGCUUCCUUGCCUACUACAAUCAAGAAUCUUUAUAUUGUAUUCCUGUGGAACAUUCGCAGAUACGGUAGUUUAUUAAGGAGAGGGAACAUAAUACAUGGACAAUAAUGCACGGUUGUCACAAUUACAAGCAGUAGAAGUUGAACUAAAAUUUUGUUCACUUCUCUGGCUCUAGUUUCAGGUCUUCAGACUGGGGUUUGAGGGAAGAGAGGAGAGAAUUGUUGUUAUGUAAACUCAACUGAAGCAAAAGAGGCUUCUUCUCUGGACUUUCAUACAUAUGAAACUCCAUUUCCAGAAUUUUUUUUUUUUUGGCCAAGUGUGAUUGGACACACAAGGAAUUUGUCUUGGUGCAUAUGCUCUCAGUGUACAUAAAAGAAAAGAUAGGUUCAUUGAGAAUUCUAAGGUAAAACACUUAAUAAUAGUCAUAGGGUACAAAUAAGUAAUCAGGAAACAAUAUAAAUCAUAAGGAUACAAGCAACAAAAUUACAGUCCUACAAUCAUAAGUGGAAGGACAUGGGUGAUGGGAACGAUGAGAAGAUUAACAGUAGGGCAGAUUUAGUAAUAGUUUGACAGUGUUGAGGAAUUAUUUGUUUAGCAGAGUGAUGGCAUUCGGGAAGAACUUAUUGUGUCUAGUUGUUCUGGUGUGCAGUUGUUCUGUACCGUCGUUUUGAGGGUAGGAGUUGAAACAGUUUAUGUCC